UGAAUCUGAUCACCGGAUCACCGAAUGCAAAGACUUGUAAUGAAAGUUCUGAAAGUUCAAAAAGGCGCCAGUGAGAUGGAAUCAAGAACAUUGUUAGUAUAGCCAUGUUUUUCAAGCUUGUAAUAAUUCUCGUAGUUAUUGUCGUAGCAGCAGCUGAAGAUAUCAGCUUCAUUUACAAUGGUUUCGAGUCUGGUGUAGAUAUUUGGCAAGAUGGCCCCAGAGGGGGAGUCAUGGUUGAUGGUUUAUUGAGAAUAAGGCAACGAGCGAGUCAUACCUUCUACGCCAAGCCAGUAACCUUCAAAAAUGACUCAUCAUCCGGUUCAGAAGUUUUCUCCUUCUCUACCACUUUCGUCUUCGCUAUCAGAUCAGAAUACAAAACUCUCAGCGGCCAUGGACUCGCCUUUGUUAUCUCUCCAACUCUAGGACGUCCCGGAGCUCUUCCAAGCCAGUACUUGGGCCUUUUCAAUGCCUCCAACAAUGGGAAUAUGAGCAAUCAUGUUUUUGCUGUGGAGCUGGACACGAUUCAGAGCGCUGAGUUCAAUGACAUCAAUGAAAAUCAUGUUGGGAUCGACAUCAAUGGAUUGGACUCUGUAAAGUCAGCAACAGCAGGAUACUACGUUAAGGACGGAAGGUACCCAAGGAAAUUGAGCCUCAUCAGUGGUAAUCCAAUGAAAGUUUGGGUCGAAUAUGAUGGUACCCGGAAGCAAAUUAAUGUUACUUUGGCUCCGAUUAAUGUUGGUAAGAAACCCCGAAUUCCACUCUUGUCUUUAAAAUAUGACCUUUCCCCAGUUCUUAACAAAAUUAUGUAUGUUGGCUUCUCCGCAUCCACCGGCUCAAUUAAAACAUUCCAUUAUAUUUUGGGCUGGAGCUUUAGGAUGAAUGGCCAAGCUCAAGAACUUGUUCCUUCACAGCUUCCCAAAUUGCCUAGUAUAGGAGACAAGAAAGUGUCUAAACUUCUGACCUUUGGUGUGCCUGUGAUGGCUGUGAGUUUAGUUUUGCUAGCGAUUUGUCUUGUGGUUUUUGUCAUGAGAAGGAAGAAGUACGCAGAACUACUUGAAGAUUGGGAGCUCGAGUAUGGGCCUCAAAGGUUUAAAUACGAAGAAUUGUAUAAAGCCACUAAAGGGUUUGGAAAGGAAGUGCUCUUGGGUGUUGGGGGAUUUGGUGAGGUCUAUAGAGGUAUCUUACCCACCUCUAAGAUUGAGAUCGCUGUGAAGAGGGUUUCGCAUAAAUCAAGACAGGGAAUAAAGGAAUUUGUAGCCGAAAUUGUUAGCCUUGGCCGGCUUCGUCACCGGAAUUUAGUACAACUCUUGGGCUAUUGCAGGCGAAAUGGUGAACUACUUUUGGUUUAUGACUACAUGCCUAAUGGUAGCUUGGAAAAGUACCUCUAUAACCAACCGAAGAUUACUCUAAACUGGAGUCGGAGGUUUAGAGUCAUCAAAGGUGUGGCUUCAGGGUUGUUUUAUCUUCAUGAAGAGUGGGAACAAGUAGUAAUUCACAGAGAUGUGAAGGCUAGCAAUGUGCUACUAGACCAGGAAUUGAAUGGAAGACUAGGAGAUUUUGGACUUGCAAGAUUAUGUGCCCAUGGGACAGACCAUCAAACUACUCAUGUAGCUGGCACACUUGGGUAUUUAGCCCCGGAGCAUGCAAGAACUGGUCGGGCCACCACGAGCACAGACGUGUUUGCUUUCGGGGCAUUUUUGCUCGAAGUUGCCUGUGGAAGAAGGCCAAUAGAGACACAAGGACCAGAGGAGGAUAUCAUUUUGGCUGAUCGGGUUUUCUUGUGUUGGAAUAAAGGUAAUAUUCUAGAGGCAAGAGAUCAAAACUUGGGUAACGAUUUUGUAGUUGAGGAAGUGGAAUUGGUGCUGAAGCUUGCGUUGUUGUGCUCUCGUUCACCGCCUGUAGCUAGGCCAAGCAUGCGACAAGUGAUGCAGUAUUUGGACGGUGAUAUUGCUCUCCCGGAGUUGUCACUUCUUCGGCUCUCUUCAAGUGGUUCAGCAUUUGCGCAAGUUGAAGGUUCUGAGGAUGUUGAAAUGGCAUAUAAGUGUUCAUACGUUCCAGAGUCGACCCUCCUCUCAGGUGGUCGCUGAAUCCAAAUCAAGUAUAUUCACAACCGAACACAAGUCAUGCUUAUUGGUUGUGCACCUGAAUGUAUGUUCUAUUCAAUUUUCAUAUUAUUUUUUGGGAAAGUACUUGUGAGCGUGGACCACCGAAACACGUUAUUUAUAUGGUUUUGUACAAAAGCAAUGUAUGUUCAGUUCCUAUAAAACCUAUCACCAAAAUAUAGGGCUAAACGGAGCAAAAUCUUUUGUCUUGGUCGAAAUUUGACUAUACUUUGUAUUAUUUAUCCUAUUAUAAGAGCAAC
Messenger RNA from Rosa chinensis, 2362 nucleotides. Its product is annotated as L-type lectin-domain containing receptor kinase IV.1. The record is from RefSeq and is a predicted model, not a curated record. NCBI's taxonomy places the organism in Eukaryota, Viridiplantae, Streptophyta, Magnoliopsida, Rosales, Rosaceae. Gene Ontology annotation, biological process: protein phosphorylation. Gene Ontology annotation, cellular component: plasma membrane. The coding region runs from base 105 to 2087 and encodes 660 amino acids. Gene Ontology annotation, molecular function: ATP binding; protein kinase activity; carbohydrate binding. The transcript has 2 exons.